Messenger RNA from Paramecium sonneborni, 1468 nucleotides. The record is from the annotation of a GenBank genome assembly. NCBI's taxonomy places the organism in Eukaryota, Ciliophora, Oligohymenophorea, Peniculida, Parameciidae.
AAUUAAUAUUAUAAAGUGAAUGAAACCUUGUUAACUUCCAGAUGACAUAAUUUAACAUUAUUCAAAUUAUCGAAAUAAAAAGAGUAAAUUGAAAGUGAGCACAAUAUUAGGCUCAAGAUUUGAGAUUGAUGAUAAAUAUGAAAUCUUAGACAAUAGUAUUGAUUUAUGAUGUUAUAAUACUAGUUGGCUAAGGUGCAUAUGGUAUAGUUGUAGCAGCAAGAGAUAAUACAUUAGACUCUGAGGAUAAUUUGGUAGCAAUAAAAAAGAUUGAAAAAGCUUUCGAACAUAAAAUAUUUACAAAGAGAACUUUAAGAGAGUUGAGACUACUAAGAUUAUUAUAACAUGAAAAUGUAUACAUUUGAAUAAUAUGUAGAUAAUUGGAAUCAAUACAAUCUUACUCCCAAAAUCAAGAGAAGAAUUUGAAGAUAUGUAUAAUUUAGAAUGAUUUAGUUAUGUGGUUUAAGAAUUAAUGGAAACAGAUUUAGCAUAAAUCAUAAAGUCAGACUAAAAUCUUGCUGAUGAACAUUGUUAAUUUUUCCUUUAUUAACUCUUAAGAGGUCUAAAAUAUAUACAUUCUGCAAAUGUAGUCCAUAGAGAUUUAAAACCACGUAAUCUAUUAGUUAAUAGUAAUUGUGAUCUAAAAAUUUGUGAUUUUGGAUUGGCUAGAGCAUUGAUUCCUGAUUUAAAAGUAACUAUUAUUAAAUAUAUAAAUCAUUAUUAGGCUAAAGCAGGUGUUUUAACUGAUUAUGUUGCUACUAGAUGGUAUAGAGCUCCAGAAUUACUAUUAUCAUGGAGAAAUUAUACUUAAAGUGUUGAUGUUUGGUCAGUAGGUUGCAUUUUUGCAGAAUUAUUAAGAAGAAAACCAUUUUUACCAGGAAUGGAUACAAAGAAUUAAAUAGAAUUGACAUUUGAAGUAAUUGGAACACCAACUGAAUAAGAAUUAAAUAUGAUUCCAAAAGAAAAAUAUAGAACUAUUGCUAAAGGAUUACCAAAAAGACCUGGAAAAGAUUUUAAUAAAUUAUUUCCUAAUGCAUCAAAUCUUGCUAUUGAUUUAUUGAAAAGUUUAUUAACAUUUGAUGCUAAAAAAAGAAUUACUGUAGAAGAUGCUCUAAGACAUCCAUAUUUAUCUGCUCUACAUUGUCCAGAUGAUGAAGUAUUUUAAUAGAUAAUAUAUUAUUUAGCCUAUUGCAGUUCCAGUUCAAAGAAUUGAUUUCGAAUUCGAAGAGUAUAAUAUGACACUUCAAUAAUUGAAAGGUAAAAGGAAAACCAUAAAAUAGAUUGUAUAUAUGAAGAAAUAUUGGUAUAUCACUUUAAAGACUUUAAAGAUGAAUAUGAAACAAAAAAGAGAAAUUCUUCUUCUAUCAUAAAUCAUAUAAUAAAAAAUGAAAACUCAAAAAUUAUAGAUCCAGAUGCAGAUGAUGAUGACAAUGACUCUGAUGAAGAACCAAUUUGAUAAAUAUAAUUAAAU